Cryptotermes secundus is the source of this 1145-nucleotide messenger RNA. Its product is annotated as proton-coupled amino acid transporter-like protein CG1139. NCBI's taxonomy places the organism in Eukaryota, Metazoa, Arthropoda, Insecta, Blattodea, Kalotermitidae. Gene Ontology annotation, molecular function: amino acid transmembrane transporter activity. The record is from RefSeq and is a predicted model, not a curated record. Gene Ontology annotation, biological process: amino acid transmembrane transport. The coding region runs from base 50 to 436 and encodes 128 amino acids. Gene Ontology annotation, cellular component: vacuolar membrane. The transcript has 2 exons.
UUGUGAUUGUGUCUGGAUUUGAACACAGGUGCUUCCCCUGCAGAAUGAAAUGAAGCAACCUGAGCAGUUCACAAGAAGGUUUGGCGUUCUCAACAUCGGCAUGACCAUCGUGACGUGUCUGCUUGUUAUCAUGGGGUUCCUUGGCUACCUCAAGUAUGGUGACAAUGUACAAGGAAGCCUCACACUCAACCUGCCUCAACAAGACAUCCUGGCCCAGGCAGUACAGCUCACCAUCUGCCUUGGAAUCCUGUUCUCCUAUGCUCUGCAGAUGUAUGUUCCCAUAGAGAUCCUCUGGCCCCACGUUCUGAAGAGAUGGGGCCCCUUUAAGUACAGCUCCCUCACAGAUAUAAUCUUCCGUAGCUCUCUGGUUCUCAUAACAUGUAAGUAUGUCACAUAUCUGUCCUUAUGUGUUGCAUAUGUAUCCAGUUUUGAUUAAUGUUACUUUUACACAUAAUAGGACCUACCUCUGGUUGGUUCAUUUCAUUUUGAUCUGAAACUUGUCAGGCUUGAUUAGCCAUUGGACUGGACACAUCCUGUUUUUUGUAAAUAACUUUAAUUAUCUGUUAUAACAGAUCUUAUUUGAUUAUACUGUUUUAAAGUUGUAAAUAUUAUUAUUUGUAUUCUUUAUUACCUUCAUCUUAUAUUGUAAAUUGGUUACUGUAAUACAACUAAUUAUAUUCAACUUUCAAACUUGCCUUAUAUUAUAAACUGGUUUUUAAAUAACUGUCAUAUUGUAUAAGCAUGAUUAUUAUUAUAUUUGGACUGAAUUUUUUAUCUUAAAAUUGUCAUUGUCUUACUUAUUAUUUUCAAGAUAAAUUUUUAGAUGUGACUUAAAUGUUGUAUACUAUAAACUUGUUAUUUUGUCAACUGCUUGAUUUCUAAGCAAGAUGAGUUUAUAUUUCUGGACCAUUUCUAUCUCUAUUGGUUAUCUCAACCUUGUAAGGAUUUUAUGGAAUGUGAAUAAAUGAAAGAAUGAAUGAAUGAAUGAAUGAAUGAAUGAAAAAAGAACUUAAUUUAUGGACUUUCUCUUUGCAAAAUGGCAAACCAAUUAUUUCAACAGAUAUAAUUCCAUACUUCAGUCUGUUCAUGUUUGUUUCUGCAGUUUUUCAAGCAGAAUGAAUUCCAGACCUCAACUUGUUAAUAUC